CUCCUGUUCUCCUGUUGUCGUAUCAGCAGCAUAUCAGAUAUCAGUGUACUCUAUGGAUAUCAGUCACUUCUUUCUCAUUAUCAGAAGAAUUGAUGAACUGAUGCACCGAUCAAUCAUAAUCUAAUCUAAUAGUUAUUGUUUUAUUGUGAUGAUGUGUUUUAUGUACGAAUAAGUUGAAAUGAAGAAAUGAAAAGCGUAGUGAAAGUAAUUGUUAAUGGUUCUAGAAUACAAUUCACUCAUCCGUGUUUGUAACUGAAUAGAUGUGUUGAAAAGUGCUCAGCACAUAUUUGAUUCCCACACUGGUUUUAGCCCAUCUGCAAAAACUCACAAUGAAGCACCAUCUGUACCAAUAUAAGAACCUGACAAAGUUGACAACACCUUAUGCCUCUAGAAUCACGCACUUGAGCAAUCAGAUUUUUGGUGAAGUUGUACGACCAACGCCCAACAAGGCAAUGAAAGUUGUUCAGUUGCAUAGCCAGUUGCCUGUUUACAAAAAUCCUUUAUUUGUUGCAUAUUACCCUCGACAUGUGAAAAUGGGAUGGCUUAUACGUAAACUUAGAGAAUAUGGAUUGUUCCGAGAUGAGCAUCAAGAUUUUACUGAGGAAAUGAGAAGACUUCGAGAGUUACGCGGUAAAGUUUGGGUGAAAGGCCAGAAAAAAGAGAAAAAGUCCACCUUCUUGUAAAAAUGUUUUGUCUAUCAAUUCAGUAUGUUCUAGUUUCUAUAUUUUUGUCUGAUUUUUGUUGCACUGAGAGUUGUGCUCUUUCAGUUGAUUGUUAAACAAAUAAAUUUUGUUCACUUUGUA
Messenger RNA from Bemisia tabaci, 803 nucleotides. It is a transcript of the gene mRpS33, whose product is annotated as mitochondrial ribosomal protein S33. Lineage: Eukaryota; Metazoa; Arthropoda; Insecta; Hemiptera; Aleyrodidae. Gene Ontology annotation, cellular component: mitochondrion. The record is from RefSeq and is a predicted model, not a curated record.